AGCUCAUUCAAGUUUUGUCAGUCGGAGAGUGUGCAUUGCUUAAGCGGUGGGCAGAUAUCUUUGCGGUUUUGUGUGGGAUUUUUAAAGCAUUGUUUCAGUACUUUAGAGGGGACAAUACGACACCGUAAGGAGGAAAAAGAAAGACGAGAAGCUCUCUCCAGGUCGCUGUACGCGAGCAGCCCCAAGCCGGGAACCCCAGCAGCCUGUCGCAGCAGAACCAUGGAUGGAUUCUACGAUCAGCAAGUUCCCUUUAUGGUCCCUGGCAGUUCACAGGUGGAGGGGCCUCGUGGGAGACCCGUCAACGAGAGGAAGAGGAAGUUUCUGGACACAGAACUGGCUCACGACUCGGAAGAACUCUUCCAGGACCUGAGUCAGCUACAGGAAAUCUGGAUAGCUGAAGCUCAGGUUCCUGAUGAUGAGCAGUUUGUCCCAGAUUUCCAGUCUGAUAACUUGGUGUUCCACGGUCCCCCACCUAACAAGAUCAAGCGAGAGUUGCAGAGUCCUUCCAAGGAGCUGUCAUCCUGCAGGCAGGAACAGAACCUCAGCAUGCCCUAUGGAGAGAAGUGCCUUUACAGCUACAGUGCCUAUGACAGAAAGCCCCCCGUUGGGUUCAAGCCAUUAACGCCUCCCUCCACGCCUGUUUCACCCUGCGGCUCUGCUCACACUCCGGUAUCUCGCAGUGUGGCGCUCCACGAGCAGGCCUCGCCUCCAGUCCCCGCCCAGGCGCAGGGAGCCCGGCCCCUCCACGGACAGACCCCGCCCCCGGGCUCCACGCACAGUCAGAGGCCACACCCACUCCACAGCCAGACUCCUCCCUUUGCAGUUCCCCGCCCACCUGUUGCCUGCCCUGAAGGAGCCUACAGCACUGAGCACAGGUUUCACCGGCAGCUCUCCGAGCCCUGCCUGCCCCGGGGCUGCCCCCCCUACCCAUCCCCGGCCCCCAGCACCGCCGCCCCCCGAGACGGCCGGCCCCCCUACCACCGCCAGAUGUCGGAGCCGCUUGUCCCAGCGCCCCCGCAGGGCUUCAAACAGGAACUGCAGGAUCCCCGAUAUGCCGAGCAGGGGGCCGUCGCCAUGGGGCCCCCCCAGCCUGCCUUCCACCCCCUGGCCAUCAAGCAGGAGCCCCGAGACUACUGCUUUGACUCAGAAGUGCCUAACUGCCACUCCUCGUUCGGGAGGGGAGCCAGCUUCUACCCCAACAGCCAUGACGGCUUCGCCUUCGACAGAGAGCCCCACAUGUACUAUGAUGACACCUGUGUGGUGCCCGAGAGGCUGGAGGGGAAAGUGAAGCAGGAACCGGUGGUGUAUCGCGAGGGGCCGCCCUACCAGCGCCGGGGUUCCCUGCAGCUCUGGCAGUUCCUGGUCACUCUGCUGGACGACCCGGCCAACGGCCACUUCAUCGCCUGGACUGGCCGCGGCAUGGAGUUCAAGCUCAUCGAGCCGGAGGAGGUGGCGCGGCGCUGGGGCAUCCAGAAGAACAGGCCUGCCAUGAACUACGACAAGCUGAGCCGGUCGCUGCGCUACUACUAUGAGAAGGGCAUCAUGCAGAAGGUCGCGGGAGAGCGGUAUGUGUACAAGUUUGUGUGCGACCCCGAGGCGCUCUUCACUAUGGCCUUCCCCGACAACCAGCGGCCCAGCCUGAAGUCCGAUCCGGACAGCUUGACGGGGCCCGAGGACGACACCCUGCCCCUCACGCACUACGACGACGGCGCCCCCUACCUGGUGGACGGCGCAGAGCAGUGUGUGACUGGCCUCCCAUUUCACGAUGGCUAUGUGUACUGACUUGCCCCCUCAGCUCCGACUGCAGUGCAGGACCAGGGGACUGUUUACCUUGACCCCUUGCCUCUCUCCUGUCUGCUUCCAGAUUCAUAUCAAAAGGAGGAGGAGGAGGAGCCUGCGCCCUUGCUCUCCUCCAUGAUUGGGCUCUGGAGCUGAGGGGGUGUGGAUAGACUCUGGACUCAGCUGGCUCCACCCCCUCCAGCAAAGGGGGAGGGGCCACUAUUGCCAUGGAAUCUGGGCGGGGCCAGGGGAGAGGCGACAGUGCCGGAGAGCCGAUGGCUCUUUCUGCACAGACUGUGUGAAACUGUAGCAUUUCCGUACUGACAAUCUGCUUUUUCUAAGAAACCCAUUGGGGUAAAAAAAAAAAGGGUUUUCAAAACCACAAUACAGUUCUAUAGGUUUUUUGGUCCCUCUUUUUUAUCUGUAAUUUUAGGGGAAAAGUUUUAAAAAGAAAAGGGCUUCUAUUUGCAAAAAAAAGCGUUCUGCAAGUUUUUUUGUUUUCAAAGAAAACAAGUACAAAAGUGACUUUUUAUGAGAAUCCCUAACAGUUAGGCCUGCGCUGUCGCAAUGUAGUUUUUCCGUUUUGAAUCUGAUCAAGCCUGGUGGUUCCUUAAAACUCUCUGGUCUUUGACUUGUUUCCCCUUGUCUGACGGGUCUCUAACAGAGGGUAACACUUCCCAGAUGGAGCCUCUGUUGCCUUUGUGUUGGGACGAGAUUACCUUGCGUACUGUUUCAGCAUGAUGGAAGACGUCACUCUGCAAAGCCAGUAUCAUGACGCUUUUCUUCAUUUUAUUACAUAUGUAAAGCUUGUCCGCCAGCAAGAGCUUGUAGUGAUUUCUUUUCGCUAAACCUGCCAGCUUGUACAGUGAUGGACUUGUGCUGUUGCCAACAAUCAAUAUGCCAGUGACAGCCAGGUGAGGCCUGAGCCCUUAAAAGCAGGUACCCCCGCCCCCCCACGUUAAAACGAGAUGGGGACAGCAGUUGAACUUGAGGAGCUCCAUAACUCAACUCGUCCCCCACACACAGGCCUUCUGCACAGCACCUUGGUAACAGGAAGUGAUGCAGCAAAUGGUCACAUGACCACUCCCAGGAGGCUGGUGACAACUGAUGUUUUUUUUUUGUUGUUGUUGUUGAUUUGUGUGUGACAGUUCAAAAGGGAUGCACAUGACAGUAUUUUUUUUUUCCUGAAGCUUGGAAAGUUUAUAAAUACAUAUUCAUUAAAAGGAAUUAAAAGUUUUGUAGGGGUCUUUUUGUAUUUAGAGCUUAAAGUUUCUUUGGCACUGUUCUCCUAUGAGAUUUUGGCUAACUGACUGGAAUGGACAGCAUUACCAGCCUGCCUGGGGUGGGGAGGGCAGAUUUACCCUACUUUUCAGGGACUGGUAUGUAAAAGCACUCCCCCUCCCACCACCCCAGCUUCAUUUCAGUGUCUCUGUUCCUCUGUGUGCAGAAGACCCUGCCUUUCUCUGCAUGGUGUAUUAGACAGGCUACUGCCCACUGACAUAUCGCUUUACAUGCGACAAAGAAAUUGUGUAAAGUUCUCUGCAUUUAUAUUGUUUCAUGGAGUUGUUUUUGAAAAAAAAUACAUAUAUUUUUGCAAAGGCUGCAUCUGUUUGUUUUGGAUUUAUUGUAUAAGCUGUAUAGUUCUGCCUUUUACAAAUCUGUAUAUCUCUAACUACGAUCCCUGUGACGCAGUGAUGUUUGAAUGAGUUACAAAGACCUUGCCCUUUCUUUGGGGGGUGUAGGGUGAGGACUGAGGUGUUGUGAGCCCCCAUCCUCUCUCGAAGUUAGGGCUUGUCUGAGCUUGUACAGGCUUCACCUACCCUCACAAUGUGUCCCUCACACUGCUGAGUUAAUCUGUACUGAGUACAAUAAAGAAUCCUUUCUGCUUCA
Messenger RNA from Lepisosteus oculatus (spotted gar), 3669 nucleotides. It is a transcript of the gene etv5a, whose product is annotated as ETS variant transcription factor 5a. Gene Ontology annotation, cellular component: nucleus. Gene Ontology annotation, molecular function: DNA-binding transcription factor activity, RNA polymerase II-specific; sequence-specific DNA binding. Gene Ontology annotation, biological process: regulation of transcription by RNA polymerase II; cell differentiation. Lineage: Eukaryota; Metazoa; Chordata; Actinopteri; Semionotiformes; Lepisosteidae. The record is from RefSeq and is a predicted model, not a curated record.